This is a messenger RNA of Sycon ciliatum, 1457 nucleotides long. RefSeq lists its product as uncharacterized. Lineage: Eukaryota; Metazoa; Porifera; Calcarea; Leucosolenida; Sycettidae. The transcript has 9 exons. The record is from RefSeq and is a predicted model, not a curated record. The coding region runs from base 1 to 1338 and encodes 445 amino acids.
AUGACCAUGCAGAACGUACAGGCUGCUCACAGCACAUCCAAUGCAAGUUGCACACCUCCAGAGCUAGUGACAAGACCAGCAGGAUAUGCAGGAAUUGCUCAGAACGGAACAACAAUCUGCCAGAAAGGAUGGUUUCCAGAAACCUCCAAGCCAGUAACAUGCUCAGAGAGUGGUAUCUUGCAGCCCACUAAAUGCAUAUCUGCAUCUCAGUACCACAAGAAUGAUCUGUAUGUCGUUGUGCCAACAAUCCCCUUUUCCCGUAAUCUGCUGGAGAUGAGUAAUUACAAUGCCACCAAACACUGCAUCGAUACGUAUGGAUAUGAUGCAAGACUGUUGAACUUUCAAAAUGCUUUUGAAGUGGAGACUCUCUCCAUUGUGCUCAAGAAACUUGGUGCUGCCGCCGCCAAAGGCCUGUUCUGGUCUCGACAGUCCGAUCAAGUGUCUUUUGAUAAUCAUUAUGCCUUUGAGGUGAAUGGCAACCAGCUAGGACAUAGUGAGGCCAGGAAUAGUUCGAGGGAGCUUCCAUUUGCCUGUUUAGCCAGAAUAUGUAAUUAUGCUGCGACGGUGGAUAGCACAGGUGUUCUCAAUAUUCCCGAGAAUGGUUCAGCACAGUGUAAACCAGGUCACACACUGAAAAAUCCAGAGCGCGUCUAUUGCCACCAGGGAAACUGGGUCAACUUCCCAAUCUGCGAACUCAAUCCACCUGCAAGCGGUUACCGUGCAGACUGCGUGGUCAAUGGAGCCAAUAACCUUUUGGGAGCGUACCAGCAGGUUUACAGAGAUGGGUCUGUUGUUUGCAGAGCAGGCCACAGUAAUGUACCACAGGGCACGCCGUACUGCACGACUAUUAUAGGACUAGUACACUGGUGGCAUAAGAUUGACAAAUGUGUUCCAACAUUCCAUUGGUUACGAGAAUCCGUGUACGCCAUUGACAGGACAGGACAUGUAUCCGUAGCGACCAUCAGAUCUGAUUGUCAGAAGCGAAAUGGAACACUGCCAUACUCAACCCUGGACCUACCGUUGAACGGGAGUGACUUGGCGUGGGGACCAAAUUGGGCAGUAUUUGGGGACAUCUCUAUCUUCUAUGUAGAUUAUGGAGUAAUCAGUUCGCGAUCCUACGCUGACAAUGUCUACCCCGCUAAUUUGAUGUUCUUGUGCAUAAUUGAAUGCAGAGUUGAUGAAGCGCAGCUCAAUCUACUCGGAUACCGAUCCAUUAGCAAGGAUCUGCAUGUUACAUGUGAGACAGGCUAUCAACUUCACACCCUCAAGGAAGAAGUGGCCUGCGGGCCGGAUGGCAUCUGGAAGAAUUUACCACGUUGCAUAAGGAACAUCAUAUAGGAGACAACGGACCUCUUCUUCUGCAAUGUGGAUGGAUACUCCCAAUAGAAAUGAGUAUGCCCGGUGUGGAUGAGCAUUCCCAAUGCAGAUGACUAUUCCAGAAUGAAUGCUCUCUUUCU